Echinops telfairi (small Madagascar hedgehog) is the source of this 581-nucleotide messenger RNA. RefSeq names its product 40S ribosomal protein S29-like. The transcript has 2 exons. Gene Ontology annotation, molecular function: zinc ion binding; structural constituent of ribosome. Gene Ontology annotation, biological process: translation. The coding region runs from base 1 to 270 and encodes 89 amino acids. The record is from RefSeq and is a predicted model, not a curated record. Lineage: Eukaryota; Metazoa; Chordata; Mammalia; Afrosoricida; Tenrecidae. Gene Ontology annotation, cellular component: cytosolic small ribosomal subunit; ribosome.
AUGAGAGGAGAAGCGUUCUGUUUCCAUUUUGACAAGCCCGGCAUCAACCUCCUUUUGAAUAAGAAUCCCCUUUUGCCUCGGAGGGAGCCUGGGAAGGAGCUGGGUCACCAGCAGUUCUACUGGGGCCACCCGCGAAAAUUCGGCCAGGGCUCCAGUUCUCGCCGCGUGUGCUCAAACCGGCACGGUCUGAUCCGGAAAUACGGCCUCAAUGUGUGCCGUCAGUGUUUCCGUCAGUACAUGAAGGACAUCGGCCUCAUCAAGCUGGACUAAGUUAUGUUUGGAUGGACAAUCCAAGACCACUACCCAAAAGAAGAAACAAUGCCAACUAUUUGUAUAUAAAAUUUUAAAAAUUCAAGCCUGAAAGAAAAAGAAAGACUAAGAAUCCAUGGGACGAGCGUCGAGAUGGCAGUGAGUGACACACACCAUGCUGCUCCUCUGUAGCCAACAUCUGAGAAACUAGUGAAAGGCAAGUGACAGAGCUGGAGCUUUGAACGUCCCGCGGAAAUAUAAAGAACAGAAUAAAAAACAAAAGUAUAAAGAGGAAUCGAACCCUGAAUGGAAGAAGAAAUUCAGAGAACACC